Molecule: messenger RNA, 558 nt
Organism: Brassica oleracea var. oleracea
Lineage: Eukaryota; Viridiplantae; Streptophyta; Magnoliopsida; Brassicales; Brassicaceae
Product: pentatricopeptide repeat-containing protein At1g52620
Molecular function (GO): protein binding
Source: RefSeq, a predicted model, not a curated record
AAAGCCCUUCUCUCUCGCAUCAAACCUCUCCUCACCAAUCCUCUACAAUCACAUUCACCGAUCAAUUCUAAGCUCAAAAAACAAGUGAACGACAACGUUAACGUCCUCAAAACCCAGCAAAACUGGUCUAAACUUGAUGAAGAACUCCGCCUCGUCGACAGGCCGGCCCUGCUCGUAGACAUGUCUCCCUUCGUCUUCGACCGAAUCCAAGACGUCGAAACCGGGGUCAAGCUCUUCGAUUGGCUAUGGAAUCAGAGAAAAGACGAGUUCUUUUCAAAUGAGUUCGCUUGUUCUUCCUUCCUAAAGCUCUUAGCGAGACACAGAAUCAUCGACGAGAUUUCAAAUGUUACUCAUGAAGUGUUAAGCCACGUUCUUCACGCGUAUGCUGAAUGAGGGGCUUUGGAUAAAUCCGUGGAGGUUUAUAAUUCUGUAGUUGAAUCGUAAAGUUAUGUGCCUGAUGUGAUUGCUUGCAACUCGUUGCUGGGUUUGUUUGAAAGACUUGGAGAUGCACGGAAGGUGUAUGACGAAAUGCGUGAGAGAGACUUGUAUACCGCUUAA